Plasmodium knowlesi strain H is the source of this 5241-nucleotide messenger RNA. RefSeq names its product conserved Plasmodium protein, unknown function. The record is from RefSeq and is a predicted model, not a curated record. Bases 1 to 5241 code for a protein of 1746 amino acids. NCBI's taxonomy places the organism in Eukaryota, Apicomplexa, Aconoidasida, Haemosporida, Plasmodiidae. The transcript has 3 exons.
AUGAAAAAAGGCAAACUCCUUGCGCUAUCCCAGGGUGGCGAACCCGCCAGGCAAAGGCGGAACUACCUCUUCGUCCUUGCCGUGAGGCGGAGGUACGAGCACAUGAGGACGGUUCUUAAGGAAAGUCAAACAUUGCAGGAAGAUGCCUACACAGAGGAAUCUCAACACAGUGAAGAGCAAAAAAUAAGUGAACCGAUUAAACAGAGGGAUAAUCAAACGCGUAACAAAGAACGAGAAAAUAUUCUAAAGUAUUACGAUGAUAAUAAAAAUGUGAUAAAGACAACGAACUACAUCUUGAGGGAGCACUUAAGUCGUUUCAUUUACAUAAACCAGAGGAACUCUUUCUAUAACUACUUUUACAACGCAUUCCCAUCUGUCCUGAAUAAUUAUUUGAGGCGCGUUAAAAGGGGAAGAGAGAAAGAGGGUGAUCAUGCUAAUGGGGCUGGAACCGAUAAUCACAACGCAUCCAUGUUGUCCACUUCCCCAAGGAAUACUCUUCCCCCAAGCAGUAAUGAAGAAAGUAAGCGGUCCUUAAGUAUUCUGCACUACUACAACACACACACGAUGCACGAAAUGGAGAAUGAUAAUUUUAUCGACUUAAUUAGCCAAAAGGUAAACUGCCUUAGCAAUGCAGGAGAAUUGUUAAGGAGCAUCCAUGACAACGUGCAAUGGGGAAGCAUAAGGAUGAACAGCACUAACCUGAACAAACUGGAGGAGAUCUUCGAAAACAUAAUGGAGCGCACAAAUGAUACAAACGAUAUAAAUAAGAAGGUAGAAAUUUUGCUCUACUUAUCCAACGUGUGUAAUGAGAAUUCCUUUCCAAAAAUUCACGAGGGGAUUAAAAAACGAAUACAAGAAAUUUAUGAACAUAUAAAAAAAAAAAAUAAAAAAGGGGUCGACGAAUUGUACAUUUUAUUCCUUCUAUAUAAACAAUUCCUCUCUUCGAAAAAUGAAAAAUAUUCAAAAAUGAACGUUGAAACUUACCUAUCUGAAGAAAUUCCCUUCUACAAUUAUUUAAAAAAUGAAAAUAUAAAUAUGUGUCUCUUAAGUUUAAUAUAUCGAGAUUUGUCUUUUCUCAAAAAUGACCAAGUCAAGUACGUCCUCAUGAAUUUAGCUUUUUCCAAAAUGAAAGAUUCGUUUUUUUUCUCCAAAGCGGGUGAAAUCGCCGACAGUAGGAACAAUGGUGGGAGUAAAAAUGGAAGUAUCCCCGAUCCAUCCAGGGGAAAUGCACAUACCAACUUGGUAUUAACAUUUUUUACCAACACCCUUUUGCGAAACAACUUCCUCCAUUUCCUCCAGAAUGAUUACAUAAGCUCAGCACACAGCACCGUGAACUACACAACUAGGAUAAACCCAACCAAUGUGAACAAUUACAUUUUUUACAAUUUGCUUAUUUCAAUUGUUCAGCUGAAAGAGUCACAAGCCAAAUGCCGCGAUGCCAUAAUGAAAAAAAAAAUGCAACUCUUCCUGUGCAUUGAGAAAAACAACACUACAGUAAACGAAUUGUGGGAGAUGAGAAAUUAUGCUAACCACGUGAACGAUUUUAUCCUGAAUAAUGUACUUUUCUUUACCUCUCAUUUUGUAAAACAUAAAAUAAAUUUCUCACCUAACAUGUACUUGUACAUUCUGAACGUGUACAGUGACCUCUUCGAUAUGAUGAAAGGGUUGGAGCUAUACACGGGGAUUAAAAAAAAAAAAAAUCUACUUAGUGAUUGUAAACAAAUUGUAAAUUAUGUAAUUAACGAAAUAUAUAAACAGAUAAAUUUAUAUACUCUCAAAGAAUUCGUUGCUCUGUGUGCCAUGAUUGAUAAGCUUCCUGCAAAUUUCACCUUCGAGCUGAAGAACGAUGCUGAUCAUUUGCGCCUUAAGGUGAGGAAUUCUUUCUACAAAAAUGACCAGGGGGGAAAAGAUGAAACGGUCAUGGAGAACGAAGCAGACGCACACCUACGCCGUAUUUUAUAUGUCUCUCAUAACCAAGAGAGUAAGAAAAUCACUGAAGUCGUCGCAGGAGCAGGAAUAACUGCAGCGGGUAGGGGACCCAUUUUGGAGCAAAAGUAUGGGACAACUCUUAACAAGCAACAAAUAAAAGAACACUGUCAUGAGAAAGAUCCACAAAAUUCUGUCGACCUUUCCUUUGCAGCUACCCUUUCAAAUGGUGCGCCUCAGUUAAGCAACCUAACCGAGGAACCCCUCACAAACAGACACGUUACCACCAAAACGAAGAAAAAGUCGACCAUAAUAAAUAAACACGACUUCACCAUUUUGAUAGCCCUUUCCCUUUUCAAUGAAAUUAAUGACGAGUUUAUUGUCCAGAUAAGACAGAAAGAGAAGAUCCCUCCGGUCAAUGGAUUUACCAAAAAUUCGGAUGAUGCAAUAUUCGAGCAUAUUUACAAGAAUCAUUAUGAAUCUUUCGUGCGUAACUCUGAUAUGUACUUAAACCAUGUAGAACAAAAUUACGAUUCGGACACAGCAGAACAGAUGCUAAACUAUUUUAUUCUAUUCACACAGAUGAGUCAGUUGGAUGUAUCAGAUCUGUGUGUCCUCAUAAACACCAUGAAGGAGAUUAACAAAUUGCAACCAUUCAUUGACUUUUUCAUUGCUAAGCGUGUUGAAGAAAUGUUGAGGGAGAGAGGCAUUGGAAGGAGGGAAGAGAGUACUAGCGGUCUGGAGUUAGAAAACAAGGGUACGAAUUACCAAUUUACAGAUUCCUACUUGGAUGAUUACAUAUGUAGAAUUAGCAACAGAGGGAAAGAACACCAUGAAGAACACCAUGAAGGGGCAGUGGCAUCUGUCCAAAGGGAUAAUGAAUGCAUCACCCAAUGGGAGGAACUACCAAACAUAUUCCACACCUCAGAAAGAAAGAACCAUUUUGACGACAUGAACCUUAACACACAUUCUUUAUAUGCCUCCGGCUUUGAAAAAUAUUACCACAGCUAUGAUAUCUGUAGUAGUGUAGUUAAUCUCUUCCUUUUGGUAGAUUCCACGAGCCGCACAUAUCGCACCAUUUCCAAGUUCCUCCCACAUGUCAAUCUGAACCAGGUAGACAUUUUUAAAAUUCAUUUGGACCACCUUUUUGUAAAGGGGAGAAGCGAAAAGGCGCAAGAAACCCUUGCAUUUUCUGUGACCCCACAAACGGGGAGAAAAAACUGGAUGGGAUAUUCAGAGCAGGAAGAAUCCCUAAUCCAAAAUUUCACCUUCGCUAUUGAUAGUGAUACUAUUUCCAGUAGUAGCAACCCCUUCGUUGAAGAAGCAGUUAAUGGUGGUGUCGAAUGGGGAAAAAGCAAUUUAACACAUCACGGUCAAACCCCACUGGAACACGAUAUCAUUUACAAGAUAGUAGAGGCCAGACUAAAGUACAACAUUGAAGUGAAAAAUUAUCUAUCCAAAAGAGAAGACGAAAAUAGUGAAGAAAUAAAAAACUUCCUAGAGAACGAACUUCUGCCAUUAAAUAAAAUUGCAAAUAUGCUCAAUUCUAUUAGCUCCAUAAAUGACGAUGAAAAAUACACAAACCUGGUGACCAUUGCGUUAAAAGAUAUCUUUCUGAGAAAACACGAAAUUGUCGAUAUCAAAACGUUCCGCGCCAUAGGAAGAAUUCUCACCAAUAUCAGAAAUGUCUACAAAAAUAUUUUUUUCCCUUGUGAGUAUUCCUACUUAAAUAUGCUCACAAAAAAUUAUGUACAAGUCAUGCAAAAUUUCUUCCACUUUUUCCAUCCCUUGGAUUAUUUCCAAGCUCUUCAAAUAUUUACAAAAUAUAAUUUGGCGAAAAAAUAUUUAAAACAUUUGAUAUGCCUCAAUGAUGAACUGAACAAAGUGAACAUAAAAAAUGUGAAUGUCCAUCUCGUUCACCUUGUUCUCUACUUUUACAGAAAAUUAAAUUAUGUAAAUGAAAAAUUUAUUUCCAAUAUUCUGCACAAGUACGCUUACACCAUCCUGCAACAAAUGAACACCCUCAACGUCCACGCGGUUGAAAAUUUGAUUAAAACAAACGAUUUUCUGCUUUCCCUCUGCAUCAGAAAUAAAGAUAUUAUACAGUUAAAUUAUCUCAUUUUACAACGCUAUGGCAAUUUUUCUCGUCAAUUUAAAAUUGAAGAAGACAAGGAUGAUGUGGAUGAACGCGGGGUUAUAACUUCGCUCAGUGAACAAGACAGUGUUGCACAGUUCGCAGAAGGAGAAUCACAAAAAGUGGAUACAUCUUCCUCCAAACAGUUCUGUUUGAAUGAAGAGGGUACGAGUACACACACAAAUUGGCGAACUGGGCAAACUCCUUUUACCAGACCAAGUGCGCAUUCAAAAGGGGAAGUGCUUAUACAAAGCGCUUCAACACUUGAUUUCAUAUCCCAUGAUCAGCAUAACUCUAUUCCUAAUUUACACCAAUCGGAGGAUAACGGAAGAUUACUUCGACAGGGAAAUCAAACCAGUCAGGGGAUAUAUACCCAUGGAACACCCCCAAUCGGUCACUCUCCACAUAUCCCCUACACAGCCGAACAGAAGAACGCAAAAGACAUGACCACUAAUACUCUUGUUACACACACUUGUCAUCUUUCCAUAACACAUAAGAUAAAAAUUAUUUACUUCUUAUGCAAAUUUCACCAUUACAAUGAUCUAGUAAAAUCUUACUACAUACAGCUAAUAAGUGAGUGUCUGCAGAAUACAAGCACUGUUCUUAAUGAAGAAGAUUACUGCAAACUGUACGAAAUAUAUGUUCACGUAAUUUUGAACUUUUAUUUUCUCUCCUUCAAUAAGAGUAACAAGUAUAUCAAUUUUGUGUUAAAUAAUUUGCCCUGCUAUUAUUGGUACAAGAGGGAGGAAGAAAAACUAAACUUGUUCGUCUCCUCCAAGGAAUACAACGACAUUCAACAUAUUUUAAAAUUGCUGAAUAUGGAUUUCCUUGCCCCGACGUUGACAGAAAUAUAUUUUAUUCACUUUUUUAACGAUGUGAAAAAAAACAACCACGCUCUCCCUAUCCCAGAAAAUCUCCUCCACUUGUACAAGAAGUACAAUCUCCUUAUCGACGACGUCCAAAAUAAAAGUGUUUCAAUUUUGUGUGUCCCGGAGGAGCAUGUCCUUCGCGACGAACAUGGUAACAACAAAAACCUGAUAAACGACAGUCACUACGUUUACGAAAAUAUAAAAAAAACGUACCCCACUUCUUUGAUAUUUUUGAGCGAGUGGAAGACCCUAAAUGUGGAGGAAAAAUGUGACUACGUCUUGCGUGCGAUCCAUACUUCUCUGAACGUCUGA